This is a messenger RNA of Theobroma umbraticum, 1679 nucleotides long. Its product is annotated as Quinone reductase family protein. Gene Ontology annotation, cellular component: membrane. NCBI's taxonomy places the organism in Eukaryota, Viridiplantae, Streptophyta, Magnoliopsida, Malvales, Malvaceae. The record is from RefSeq and is a predicted model, not a curated record. Gene Ontology annotation, molecular function: NAD(P)H dehydrogenase (quinone) activity; FMN binding.
ACACAAUCUCCCUCGCCAGUUAUUUUAAUUACUUGUCUGGAUCAUACACAAUCAUGAAGAUUGAGAUAUGAUGCCUACCUCUGAGUUCGAUUUAUAGCUGGCUUCGAAUAAAAUUUACAAAAAAUGUUUCAAAUUGAAUGAUCUUCAUCGCAAUCACAAGGGACCUGGCCGCAUUUUGCAGAGCAUCAGAGAAAGGACAAUUCAAGGCGAUGACAAAGGCCUAAUAUUUUAAGAUAAGGUAAAAGCAACAGUUAACACAUGAUUUGCCACGUGAAAAGGCAUUUAUCUGAACAAUACGUUUUCUUUGAAGACAAGCCAAACCCAAACUUAUUUAAACCCUCACCCCAAAAGCAUCACUUAUCUGUUUCUCCUGGCUCACACCAAUCUUUCUUUCUUCUACUAUUCUGUAAUAAAGUCUCCAUCAACAUAAGGGGAGUGAUUGAAAUUAGCAUUCAGCGAAAGCAGUUGGUGAAUCGAGGUCAAACGUCCAGCCCAAUUCCAGCUAUGGCUACAAUCAAGUUGUAUAUAGUGUAUUAUUCGUUAUAUGGUCAUGUCGAGACAAUGGCAAGGGAAGUGCAACGAGGGGCUAAUGCAGUUCAAGGUGUUGAAGCAACACUUUGGCAGGUUCCUGAGACACUAUCCAGUGUAAUACUGCAAAAGAUGAAGGCACCUGGGAAAGCAAAUGAUGUACCGGAGAUUAGGCCUGAACAGCUUAUCGAUGCUGAUGGUUUUCUCUUUGGAUUUCCUUCUCGUUUUGGUGUGAUGGCAGCUCAGUUUAAGGCCUUUUUUGAUGCUACUCAUGAGCUGUGGGAACGCCAAGCACUUGCCGGCAAGCCUGCUGGUAUCUUCUGGAGUACUGGUUUCCAUGGGGGAGGCCAGGAGCUUACUGCAUUAACUGCCAUUACACCGUUAGCACAUCAUGGUAUGAUAUUUGUCCCCCUUGGAUACACUUUCGGCAGUGGCAUGUUUGAGAUGAAUGAGGUAAAGGGUGGCUCCUCUUACGGUGCUGGCACUUAUGCAGCCGAUGGAUCCCGUGAACCCUCCGAGCUAGAGCUCCAACAGGCCUUUCACCAAGGUAAAUAUGUUGCGGAAAUAACCAAGAAACUCAAGAACAAGCCCCUCGCUGCAUAAAACACAGCUUCAAGAAGCUGUACUGUAGAAUCUGACAGUGCGAAAGACAACUUGAAAGACUAUCUCCACACCACCAAACAAACAAAGACAAAUAAACUCUGAUGGUCAUUGGCAAAGAGGAGGAUGGAUCUUUUGCAACUUGAUUAAAUAUGAUUCUCGCACUGUGCUCUGGCCACUUGUCAGCUUGCAUUCUAUUAUUUAUCCAGCAUCGAGUUUUCUUCUGGUUUGAUUGUUUCAAUCCUCUUUGGGUUCAAUUUGUCAAUUAGCAACCCUGCCAAGAAGCUGCCAUACCUGCUGCCUGCAAUGUAAGAGUACCCAGCCUCAUCAAGUUUUCUGAUCAAUCCUUCACUUUGCCAUCUCUCAGCCAUGAGCAUCUUUCUGCCAUGUUUAAUAAAUUAUCCAAGAAAUUGAACUAGUGGGUGGAAUAUCAUGGUGUAUCUAAUCUUCACUCCAUAUUCCAUCCGACAAACUUAGAGAUAUUAAUCCUUUUGGUUGUACAUUAUUGUUGGCUCAACUAUUAAUUAACUUCUCCUCCUAUGAAUUACUAA